This is a messenger RNA of Trypanosoma rangeli, 339 nucleotides long. RefSeq lists its product as uncharacterized. The coding region runs from base 1 to 339 and encodes 112 amino acids. The record is from RefSeq and is a predicted model, not a curated record. NCBI's taxonomy places the organism in Eukaryota, Euglenozoa, Kinetoplastea, Trypanosomatida, Trypanosomatidae. The transcript has a single exon.
AUGCAGCGCGCGGGGUCGGGGUUGCGUCCGAGCACAAGCCGGAGAGAUGUGUGCGGGAACCAUAACGCGACAUUCCCCCGUGGAGGCUUCUUUCAGGAUGGACACUCAUCUCUGGCGGCACGGGACUCCUUUCAGCGCAGCCUUCCCAGUCAAGCGCUCUUCUCAUCUCAGUUUAGCGCGCUUUCUGCUUUGCAUUGGAAUGAAACAGGGGUGAGUAAUUAUAUUUUAUGGAUGUAUGGCGGAAGAACAUGCCCCGUGGAUCUCGGUACCACGGCACGCAGUAAGCAAAUGCAAGAGUGCCGCUUCACACCUCUACGAUACGCAAACAAGGCAGUUUAA